AACGAGAGAAGACGCUUGUUUCAGCUGCCGUAUAUCGUGCUCGUGUCGGGUGUUAAAAUACGUUUCACAAAAACAGUGUAGAAUGGACGGUUCCCUCUCGUCGUCGUAGGGGCAGAAACGAAGGCAACAAAAAAUCGACCGUCUGUUAUUAUUGUGAUGUGCAUGGUUGUUGAUGCCGCGUUCGCCAGAUAGAAGGCGAGGAAUAAAAGCAUUAUAAAAUUAGUCAGAAGAAAAGGAAGAGUGGAGAAAUAAAGUCGAGCCGUCAGGGCGGUCCGCAAGACAGCUCAGUGUUGUGCACUGAAGGGAAGAAAAUAGCUGUAUAAAACAAUCUUGUGUGCUAAUGUGUUUUCCAUCGGCUUAGCUUUGCACUACGGGAAGAGUGUAUUUUUGUUGAUGGUAGUGUGUGCUUAUUUAUAAACGGAUAUCACCACUGAGGGGAGCCCCUACGUGGAGCCCAUACCAAGAGAAGAUUCGACCGUUUGAGUGGAAGAAAAAACGUGAAGCAGUGAAGAAUUCGAACAACGGCCACCAGUUUAGCAUGUUGAAGGUUUCUCCGGCGGAAUUGAACACCCGCGUUUGCUGCAUAGAAGAGCAGAUCGAGUGAAUUGGGAUCGUGUGCUUCUCGGAAAGAAUUGAGCAAAGCAAAGCAAGUGACCGACUCACGAUAUUUGUAUCCACCAGUGAAUGUGUGCACAACACACGAAAUGAGUGAAUAAAACAGAUAGUUUUGUAUAUUUUAUGCUCUGAUCGGAUUUAGAACAGCACAUCCGCGACGGGAGUGGUGUGAAUUCCGGUUUAGAAGAGUCCGUUGGGAAAGUGAAAAUGUCAAUUAAUGUCUUCGUCGUCCAAGUGAAUGAAAAAUUUUGUUUCAAAUAGAGAACUUUGCUAUUGAAGUUUCAAUUGACGGGCGCGACCGCACAGUAAAUAUUCAUCAACCUGGCUUCAGUACAGGGCAGCGGUGCAAUUUUCAUUCUACUUGGCUGUGGAAUCGUGCUUCUGGGUUGCUGUACUUUAGUGACUGCAGGACGUAACAACUUUCUUCGUCACGAUGAUGCGUUACCGAAAGGAUGCACCUGGACCGGUGCGGUAUUGGAAGUUUCGCAGGAGAAAAGAUCUGAUGAGCUGCAGUGCAAAAUCAAAACCAUAACCAAGACCGAGAGUCUGCUAGCUAAUAUAAGUAGUUAUCAAAUUGAUAGGAUAAAAUCGCUCAAAUUAGAGUGUAACGACAUAAUGUUCUUCGAAAGUUCCUUAGAAUCGACUACUACGCCUGGAAAUUUUCUAGGCAACUUAAACAGUCUGCUGAAAUUGUCGAUAGAGUACUGUAAAAUUAAGUACAUCCCAGCGACAGCGUUUUCGAAUAUGAAAACACUGAAAAGUUUAUCACUGAGCACACACAAUAUUGACUGGUCUGUUAUGAACCUAGAGCUACAUCCGGAUAGCUUCCGAGGAUUAACCGAGCUUAAGGAGAUGCACCUUGCGGAUAACAACAUCUGGAGUCUACCAAAUGAGGUAUUCUGUCCUCUUUACACCUUGCGGGUGUUAAACCUUACCGGAAACAGACUGAGUGAUAUUUCUCAGCUGUCACUGUCAGAUUGGGGCAAAGGUCCAAUUGCACCUGGCAAAGCUUGCAACACAGGACUAGAGGUGCUAGAUCUGUCAGGAAACGACAUUACGCUCAUGCCCGACAACGGUCUCUCAGCAUUGAGGUCACUUAAUGCACUUUACUUGCAAGAGAAUCUUCUAAAAGAAAUCGCUGACCGAGCUUUUGUGGGUCUUGGAACACUUGAAAUCCUUAACCUCUCCAACAAUAAGCUAACCGCAUUAACGCCAGAAUUGUUUCAAUCAUCUCGCAAGAUUCGUCAAGUUAAUCUACAAAAUAAUUCGCUUUCGGUGUUGGCACCCGGAGUUUUCGAAGGACUAGACCGGCUCGAAAUGCUUGACCUGUCGCGCAAUCAGCUGACCUCGACUUGGGUCAAACGAGACACAUUCGCCGGUCAAGUGCGCCUGGUGGUAUUGAACCUCGGCUAUAACCACCUCACUAAAGUGGACCAGCAUGUGUUUAAAGGGCUGUACAGUUUGCAGAUUCUGAACUUGGAGCACAAUGCCAUAGAACUGAUUGCCGACGGGGCGUUCAGUGAUCUGAAAAAUUUACAUGCCCUAUUCCUCUCGCACAACCGUUUGCGACAGAUCGAACCGUACCAUUUCAGCGAGUUGUACGUUCUGAAUCAGCUGAUAUUAGAAUCGAACCAGAUUGCAUACAUUCACGAGCGUGCCUUCGAGAACUUAACCCAUCUACAUGAUUUAAGUCUAAACGAUAAUAGGCUGGAAGAGAUACCGUCCGGUAUGAAGAGUUUGAAGUUUCUGCAGUCGUUAGAUUUGGGUAAAAAUCAAAUAUCUGAAAUAAAUAACUCAUCCUUUGAAGGAUUGGAAGAGCUUAUCGGGCUACGGUUAGUUGAUAAUCAGAUAACAGAAAUUUCAAGGGACACUUUCUUUGCACUAUCAACAAUUCACGUGCUGAAUUUGGCAAGCAAUCGGAUACGACACGUAGACCAGUCGGCCUUCAGUUCGAAUCCAACGCUUAGAGCCAUCAGGUUGGAUAACAAUGAACUGGAGGAUGUAGCAGGAGUGUUCACCUCCCUCACGUCGCUUGUUUAUUUAAACAUCUCGGAUAACAACAUUGGUUGGUUUGACUAUUCGCACUAUCCGCAGUCGCUCGAGUGGUUGGACAUCCACAAGAACAAUAUAUCAGAGCUGGGCAAUCGGUACGACGUUGGUAAUUGGUUCCAGCUGAAAAUGUUGGAUGUUUCUCACAAUCGUAUAAAGUACAUCAAUUCAAGCUCGUUUCCGAAAAAUAUCGAAACCUUGCUGUUGAACAACAAUCUAAUCGAGGAAAUUGCCCCGGAGACAUUUACCAGCAAGGAGAGCAUUGUGAAGGUGGUUCUUUAUGGAAAUCACUUGCGUCGGCUGGAAAUGUCAUCACUGGCACUGACACUGGUCCCUGAUACGCGAACUAUGCCUGAGUUUUAUAUUGGAGAUAAUUUAAUCCACUGUGAUUGCAGCAUGGAAUGGUUACAGCGCAUCAACGAGCUGAGUUACCUUCGUCAAUAUCCACAGGUGAAGGAUCUUGAUUCGGUGAUGUGUACAAUGGAGCACGAGCGCGGUGAGUUAGUCAGGCCCCUGAUGGAAAUGAAGGCCAGUGAGUUUCUGUGUAAAUACGAGAGCCAUUGUUUCGCAACGUGCCACUGCUGCGAUUUUGAUGCGUGCGAUUGCAAAAUGACGUGUCCAGACCGGUGCAAUUGCUAUCACGACACAGCAUGGGAGUCCAAUAUCGUAGACUGCGGCAGUGUGGGAUUAAAUUCGAUUCCGGUAAAAAUCCCAAUGGAUGCUACGGACAUUUAUUUGGAUGGGAAUAAUUUCGGUCAGCUGGAGAGUCACGUUUUCAUCGGCAAGAAAAAGCUAAAGUCACUGUAUCUGAACAAUAGCCACAUCGAUGGCCUGAAUAAUAAAACGUUUGGCGGAAUUCCGGCACUCAGUGUGCUGCACCUGGAACACAAUGGGCUGGAAAGUAUCAGUGGAGCCGAAUUCGAGCAGCUGCGUGAAUUGAAGGAACUGUUCCUGGAUCACAAUUCCAUCAGUGCCAUCGGUAACAAAUCGUUCUAUUAUCAGAAAUCAUUGGAAGUGCUUACGAUAAGUGACAAUAAAAUCAGUGAAUUGAAGCCCUGGGAACUGAUGCCACUGGGCGGUAGGUUCCGGCUAAUCUCGCUAAGUGGUAAUAAACUGGCCUGUGCAUGUGAAUCGAUGGGUAAACUAGUGGACUGGGCCGAGCGACAGUUUAACGAAACGAACGGACUAAGUGAAUUUCAGUGUUCGAAUAAUAAAUUACUAAAGGACGCGAUUAAGGAGUGUGAGAGCCACAAAAGUGCUCCGAUUGCGACACCAACCGUGCAGCGGACGAUUAUCGAUAAUGAUUUUAUAGACUAUUUGCCACUGUUGAUUGCCGUGCUAGCCGGACUAGUGCUGACGAUUCUCCUGGUGACGCUGGUGUUCAUCUUCCGGAACGAUGUGUGUCUGUGGGCGCAUUCUCGGUACGGAGUAAGGAUCUGUAAGGAUCCGCUCAAUGCGAUGGAGCGAUGCGAGGAUAGUGAGAAGCUUUACGAUGGAUAUCUUGUUUAUAGUGCUGCCGAUGCUGAUAUGGUCACUAGUCAAAUUGCACAAGAAUUGGAGCAUAAUGGUUACGCACUUUGCCUGCACUAUCGGGAUAUACACUCGGCAGCCUUUCUGGCGGAUUCACUACAAGGCGCUGCCGACGCAUCCCGCAAGUUAAUUCUAUUUAUAAGUGUGAAAUUUAUGCAACUUGAAUGGUCUCAACCAGAGUUCCGAGCCGGAUUGCAAGCGGUGCUAGAGCUAAUCCGACCAUCCCGACGGAAACAGAAGCUUAUCCUCAUUACUUCGGUGCCCCAAUCGAUGCUCACGAUGGAUCCCAUAAUGGAUAUCCUCACGCGAACCUGCACCGUUAUCUCGUGGGACGAUCGUCGCUUCUGGGACAAGCUCCGUUUUGCCAUGCCGGACAUUGGCAAAAAUUCCCCUGUAAAUAAAGCCCCUCAUCGCAAAGCCAUUAACAUCCGGUAUACUCCGGCUCCAACAAAUCCUACCGCACCGACGGCCACCUGGCCAAAACGUCUGAACUCUGAAGUAUGCGUACAGUAUCCACCGCAGUCGGCUCAUUCCCCCAACCACAGUACUUACAACACCGAGGAUGAACUUUCGACUGCUUCCUCGCCACAGUACGAAGCCCCAACGCUUCACCACGCAGUUGGAGGAGGUCACGCGAUGGUUCCUUUCCACCAUCACCAUCAUCCUCAUGCCCCAUCGGCGCCAGCACAUCACAUUCCACUACAACAACAGCAGCAGACCAGCCAUUCGCCGCACCUGCAAACCUAUCCCCAUCAUCCGCAACUUCAACAUCAACAGCAGCACCAUCAAAUGAACCUCCAACAGGGCAGUGCCUCCUCCGGCAUGGGAGCUCCCGUGGGCUACUAUCGCACCAGUAAGUCCAACAACACCAACACCCUAGGCCACGUGUACUCCACCAUUCCGGAAUCGCAGUACAACACCCAUCACUCCAAUCGCAGCGAUAGCAAUCGACCGUACUUUGUGUAAUAUUUACUCUACUUUUAGCUCUUUUUUGAAAUCUACCACCCCCUUCUUCAUUCUACAUUACCCCCCUCAUUCUUACCCGUGUGUACCUACUUCAUACCCCAUUUCACCCCCGUACUCGCUUCGAUAGUCCUACUAUUCAAAAGCAAAAUAUUGUGUAUAAAAAUUGUUUACUAUAUACUCUCUGAACUACUCGUAGGCUAGGUCAAAACGAAAAAAAGACUUAUUUGAUUAGAAAUCUCCCUCUUCACGCUGAUGAACCAUAAUCAAAGUCCUCUACAACUCUUUUUCCUGUGCGAGUGGGCAAGCGAUUUUUUCCGCCGUUUUCUUCUCAAAACAUAAAUACUCAUCGUAGAAAGCAUCGUAGAGCUCGCGAAGCAUCCAAUCAUAAUCGGACUGUUUGUUGUGUUGAUUUGUUUUAAUUGAAAGUGACCGCCCUGUGCAGGAAGGCAAACAUUAUCUUGCGAUGGCCUCUCAGCGGCCCGGAAAAUCAAAAUAUACAACUUAACCGAUCAUGGGUGGAGACAGGGUUUUUGUUAGAAAGGGGGCGAGUGACCUAAAAAAUUCUUAUACAAAUUUACGCCAAAACCUUCAUUACUCCGCACCCUUUUUGCAUAAAAUGUUUACUAUGAAUGCCAUUCAACCUACUUUUUCUUUCACAUUUCCCAUAGUGUAGUGCAACACUUGACCUGGUUGUAUAUUUGUGCUGAAUAAUGGGUCCAUUUUACGAUUUCCAAUUCUUCAGAUUGGAAAAGUCUCAAGAUUCGAUCGGUGGAGAUCCCUUUUGACCGACAAUUACACUCUGGUCAGUAAGUAACGCGAAAUUUACAAUUGUUAUAUACUUUUCUAAUAAAUUCCCUAAGAUAUAUACCGUUUUGCCUCAUAUUCCGAACACUUAAGGUCAACCGUGACUUCAAAUGCAUCUGAUAGCCAUAAAUUUGAUGAUA
Molecule: messenger RNA, 6104 nt
Organism: Aedes aegypti (yellow fever mosquito)
Lineage: Eukaryota; Metazoa; Arthropoda; Insecta; Diptera; Culicidae
Product: toll-like receptor Tollo
Exons: 1
Coding region: 1231-5160 (1309 amino acids)
Biological process (GO): signal transduction
Molecular function (GO): protein binding
Source: RefSeq, a predicted model, not a curated record